Molecule: messenger RNA, 3989 nt
Organism: Corylus avellana
Lineage: Eukaryota; Viridiplantae; Streptophyta; Magnoliopsida; Fagales; Betulaceae
Gene: RPK2
Product: receptor-like protein kinase 2
Biological process (GO): protein phosphorylation
Molecular function (GO): ATP binding; protein kinase activity; protein binding
Source: RefSeq, a predicted model, not a curated record
CAAAAAAAAAAAGAGGAGAGAGAGAACAGAAAGCAAAGAAAGAAAAACGCGUUUUCUCAAAAGAACAGAGUUGAAUCUUCUCUCUUUCUCUCUCUCUCUCUCUCACUCUCUUCUCUGUCUGUCUGUCUGUCUGUCUCUCUAAAGAACCAAAAUUAGGGUUAGGGUUUUCAAGGGAAAAAACCCUAAUCUUUCUCGGUAACUGAAAGAGAAGGGGUUGGGGUUUAUUUCUUAGGUUUUUGGACACCCUUUUAGGUGUUCAGAAAUGGGUUCCUCUUCUUCUUCCUCUUCAGUGAUCAAAUGGCACUCUUUUCACAGACCCAUGUCUCCUGUGCUCCUACUGAAGCUCUUCUUGCUGUUGUGGGCCUUCUAUCUUUCUCAAAGUGGAGUCGUUUUUGCCGAUUCGGACAAAUCGGUGCUCCUCCAGUGGAAGACCUCGGUCUCAGACCCCUCAGGCUUGCUCUCGAGCUGGGACUCUGGAAGUUCCGAUCACUGCUCGUGGUUCGGCGUCUCCUGCGACUCGAAUUCCAGCGUCGUUUCGCUAAACGUGACCGGGAGUGGCCGAGAAGGUAAUUCGUGUUCCGAUUUCGCAAAAUUUCCGCUUUAUGGGUUUGGGAUUAGGAGGAACUGUUUGAAUAGUAGAGGAAAGUUGUUUGGGAAGUUGUUGCCUGUGAUUGCUGAGCUUAGUGAGCUUAGGAUUUUAUCGCUUCCCUUUAAUGGUUUUGAUGGAGAAUUUCCUGGUGAAAUUUGGGCCAUGGAGAAGCUUGAGGUUCUUGAUCUAGAGGGAAAUUCAGUAACUGGGUCGGUGCCUGUUCAGUUUGUGGGCUUGAGGAAUUUGCGCGUUCUUAAUCUCGGGUUUAAUAGGAUUGUGGGGGAGAUACCGAGCUCACUUUCAAAUUGUGUGAGCUUAGAGAUCUUGAACUUAGCAGGGAACAAUUUGAACGGGACGGUUCCGGGGUUUGUUGGUGGGUUGAGGGGGGUGUAUUUACCGUUUAAUCGGCUUACUGGGCAGGUUCCUAGAGAGAUUGGGGAGAAUUGUCCGAAGCUUGAGCAUCUAGACUUGUCUGAUAAUGUCUUGGUCGGUGGAAUUCCCCGGAGUUUGGGGAAUUGUGAUAAGUUGCAGUCGCUUUUGUUGUAUUCAAAUUUGUUGGAAGAGGCUAUUCCGGCUGAGCUAGGUCAGCUUCAGAAGCUUCAAGUGUUGGAUGUUUCAAGGAAUAGUUUAAGCGAUCAGAUACCUUCUGAGCUUGGGAAGUGUUCUGAAUUGUCUGUUCUAGUGCUAUCAAAUCUGUUUGAUCCACAUCCGAGAGUAAAUGAUACAAACGGGGACUCUUCGCCAGAGCAAGGGGGUCCAAUGAAUGAUGAUUUUAAUUAUUUUCAAGGCACGAUUCCUGUGGAAAUCACAAUGCUUCCUAAGUUGAGAGUAUUAUGGGCACCAAGGGCAACUCUUGAGGGCACAUUCCCAAGUAGUUGGGGUGCUUGCGAGAACUUAGAGAUGAUCAAUUUGGCUCAGAAUUUUUUCACUGGGGAAUUUCCUGAAGGGCUUAGUCACUGCAAGAAGCUUCAUUUCCUAGACAUAAGCUCAAACAGGCUUACUGGGGAGCUUGUUGAUGGACUUCCCGUUCCUUGUAUGACUGUCUUUGAUGUCAGUGGGAAUGCGUUGUCAGGUCAAAUCCCUAAAUUUUAUGAAAGCACUUGCCCUCCUGAUCCUUCAUCAAAUGGAAGUCUUCCCGAACGUGGGAGUGGCCCAUCCUCUUUGUAUCUAUCAUUUUUUACUUCUAAAGCCCAAGCUGGAUAUCCUCAAUCACUUGGAGAGGAUGGUGGUCUUGCUGUAUUUCACAAUUUUAGGCACAAUAACUUUACUGGCACUAUCCAGUCUAUGCCAAUUGCAGCUGAAAGAUUGGGAAAGCAAACAGUUUACACAUUUCUUGCUGGGGAAAACAGGCUCACCGGACCAUUUCCUGGUACCUUAUUUGAGAAGUGCGAAGUAUUGGAUGCACUGAUUGUCAAUGUUAGCUACAAUCAAAUAUAUGGUCAAAUUCCUGCUGAAUUUGGUACAAGGUGCAAAUCUCUUAAAUUUUUUGAUGCAUCUGCAAAUCAAAUUACUGGACCCAUUCCCCCCAGUUUUGGGGAGUUGGUGUCCCUUGUUGCCCUUAACUUGAGUUGGAACCUGUUGCAUGGUCAAAUACCUUCCAAUCUCAGUGAGAUAAGGGACCUGAAGCAUCUCUCUUUGGCUGGUAAUAACCUGACUGGCUUCAUUCCUUCUAGCUUGGGGCAGUUGCAAUAUUUGGAAGAGCUGGACCUUUCAUCAAACUCUCUCACUGGGGAAAUUCCGAAAGAUCUUGAAAACUUGAAACACCUGACUGUUCUUCUGCUUAACAACAAUAAUCUCUCCGGGCAGAUUCCUGCUGGUUUGGCCCAUGUAACCACGCUCUCAGCAUUCAAUGUUUCCUUCAAUAAUUUGUCUGGGUCGCUGCCAUUGAAUGGUAACUUGAUGAAAUGCAGUAGUGCUCUUGGUAAUCCAUAUCUACAGUCUUGCUCUAUGUCUCUGGCUUCGCAAUCUUCAGAUUCGCAAGGAGCGGAUAGCAAUUCAAAUUCUGAUACUGCUACUACACCAUCCCAAGGAAGUCGGAAUAAUGGUUUCAAUUCAAUUGAGAUAGCAUCCAUAACAUCUGCAUCAGCCAUUGUCUCAGUUCUUCUUGCUCUGAUUGUGCUAUUCUUCUAUACCCGAAAGUGGAACCCAAAGUCUAAAGUUACUGGGUCUGUCAGGAAGGAAGUAACUGUAUUUACUGAUAUUGGGGUUCCAUUGACCUUUGACAAUGUUGUACGGGCCACAGCAAAUUUCAAUGCGAGCAACUGUAUAGGGAAUGGAGGUUUUGGGGCAACCUACAAGGCAGAGAUCUCACCUGGCGUCCUAGUGGCAAUAAAACGGCUUGCAGUUGGUCGAUUCCAGGGGGUUCAACAGUUCCAUGCAGAAAUUAAAACCCUUGGAAGGCUCCGUCAUCCAAAUCUCGUUACUUUGAUUGGUUAUCAUGCCAGUGAAACAGAGAUGUUCCUUAUCUAUAAUUAUUUGCCAGGUGGUAAUUUGGAAAAGUUCAUCCAGGAAAGAUCCACAAGGGCAGUGGAUUGGAGGAUACUUCACAAGAUUGCACUGGAUAUAGCCCGUGCUCUUGCCUACUUACAUGAUCAGUGCGUACCGCGUGUCCUUCAUCGCGACGUGAAGCCCAGCAAUAUCUUGUUGGAUGAUGAUUUCAAUGCUUAUCUGUCUGACUUUGGAUUGGCUAGACUUUUGGGAACUUCAGAAACACACGCUACCACUGGUGUGGCUGGAACUUUUGGAUAUGUUGCUCCAGAAUAUGCAAUGACAUGCCGUGUAUCCGACAAGGCUGAUGUGUACAGUUAUGGUGUGGUGCUUCUUGAGUUACUCUCAGACAAGAAAGCUCUGGAUCCUUCAUUUUCCUCGUAUGGGAAUGGUUUCAACAUUGUUGCUUGGGCAUGUAUGCUCCUCCGACAGGGCCGUGCAAAGGAGUUCUUUACUGCAGGGUUAUGGGAUGCAGGUCCCCAUGACGAUUUAGUAGAAGUUUUGCACUUGGCAGUUGUGUGUACGGUUGACUCUCUCUCUACCAGGCCUACAAUGAAGCAGGUUGUACGACGGCUGAAGCAACUUCAACCCCCAUCAUGUUAACUGCCUGGUGAGAGACUUUCAGUAAAAUUAACGUAGCGAUUUGUAGAAGAAGGUAAGCCCCAUUGUAAUUUGUGCUUGUGCACUCUGUCCUCUUCGUGGACUGCCCUUAGCUUGAGUUCUAAAUUGUAGUUAAUCCACUUGUAAAUUGUAAUAUAGGUUUGCCCCCAUUUUUUCAAGUUGUUUCCCUGAUUAGGGGGCUUGCUGAUGAAUCUGCAGAAGAAUGCAGAUAUUAGUUUUCCACGUUAUAUACUUGUACGUCAGUUUUAUUUGUUGUCGAAUAAAACCAUAGAAUAGAGAUAUUUCUGGGAAA